AUGCCGUUUGGGCUAAAGAACGCCGGGGCGACCUACCAACGACUUGUUAACCGAAUGUUUGCCAGUCAGCUCGGCCGAACCAUGGAAGUCUACAUUGACGACAUGCUCGUCAAGUCUCUUCUCGCCAAAGAUCAUGUCCGACAUCUCCAAACCUGUUUCGAGAUACUUGGCAUGAAGCUAAAUCCUACUAAGUGUACAUUUGGAGUUACGUCCGGUGAAUUUCUCAGAUAUAUUGUGACUCGGAGAGGGAUCGAAGCUAACCCAAAACAGAUAACGGCGAUCCUCGAGCUUCCAUCCCCGACCACGAAGCGCGAACAUCUUGAGUGGAACAACGACUGCGAACACGCAUUCAAACAAUUGAAGGAAUACUUGUCUACUCCUCCGAUUUUAGCCAAACCAGAGGACGGCGAGACCCUGUAUUUGUACAUCGCAGUAUCUGUCUCGGCUGUCAGUAGCGUUCGUGUCAGAGAAGAUCGUGGCGAGCAGAAGCCAAUUUUCUACACAAGCAAAGCACUCAACGACGCGGAGUCACGAUACCCGACCUUAGAAAAAUUGGCGUUGGCUGUUGUCACCUCGGCACGAAAACUCCGACCCUACUUUCAGUCACACUCCAUCACGGUGCUCACCGACCAACCGCUCCGCGCUAUCUUGCACAAUCCUAGCCAGUCAGGACGUCUUGCGAAGUGGGCUAUCGAACUAAGCGAGUACGACAUUGAGUACAAAAACCGGACUAGCGCAAAAUCACAAGUGUUAGCCAAUUUUUUGAUUGAACUUUCACCCGAACUCGUCAAAGCCGACUUAACCGAAGCUGAAAAAUGGGUGCUUCACGUUGAUGGAUCGUCAUCCUACAAAGGAUCUGGAAUUGGUAUUCGGCUUAAAACACCGACCGGCGAACUGUUGGAACAAUCCUUUCGUUUAGACUUUCCAGCGUCUAACAACGAAGCCGAAUACGAGGCACUUAUCGCCGGCCUCCGUCUUGCAAAGGAAAUCGGCGCACAACACCUUCACGCUUUCUGCGAUUCUCAACUUCCUUCCAAAGGUCGUCACGACCCACUAAAUGUGGACGAAAACGAUGAGGAAGUACCUCCAGAUUGGACGCAAGAAAUUAUAGCAUACUUAGCGAAUGGAGAGCUACCACCGGACAAAUGGGAAGCAUGCCGACUAAAAAUGUGUGCGGCUCGGUAUAUGAUGAUCAAGGACGGCCUAUUCCGAUGGAGCGCAGCAGGAAUUCUUCUCAUCUGCGUAUCCAGCAAAGAGAUUAAGGAAAUUAUGAAAAAGGUUCACGAAGGAUCAGGUGGGAAUCACUCUGGAGGUCGGUCUCUCGCCCUGAAGAUAAAGAAGGCAAGCUACUUCUGGCCUACUAUGGUUUCAGAUUGCGAAAAAUUUGUCGCUAAGUGUGAAAGGUGCCAAAGGCAUGGCCCAAUAAUCAACCUUCCUACCGAACUGUUAACAACCUCCACAGCUCCUUACCCGUUUAUGCGAUGGGCGAUGGACAUCAUAGGCUCUUUUUGCCGAUCCACUACUCAAAAGCAGUUCGUCCUCGUCAUGACGGACUACUUUACCAAAUGGGUCGAAGCCGAAGCCUACCCAGAAAUACACGGAAACGAGGUCAAGAAAUUAGUCUGGAAAAACAUCAUUUGUCGACAAGGGAUUCCUUAUGAGAUUGACACCGACAACGGAUCUCAGUUCACUUCGGCCGUUUUUCAAGACUUUUGCGCUGAAUGGAAAAUUCGAUUGAACUUCUCUACACCUAGGUACCCUCAGGGCAAUGGUCAAGCAGAAGCGACAAACAAAACUAUUAUAUACGGCCUAAAAAAACGGCUCGCUGAAAAGAAAAGAACUUGGUCUGACGAACUCGACGGAGUAUUAUGGUCGCAUCGAACAACACCUCGAAGAUUAACAGGACAAUCUCCCUUUUCCUUAGCAUAUGGUGUCGAGGCUCUUUGCCCAGCUGAAAUUUCAAUUCCGACCAUCAGAAGGACAAUGCUCACUCAAGAUCCCAAAACUAACGACCAAAUGAUGUACGACAAACUUGAUGAACUAGAAGAGCAACGCGACCAAGCAUUACUCCGAAUUCAGAAUUAUCAACACAUGGCGGCGCGAUACUACAACAAGAAAGUUCGAGGAAAAAAACGUUGGUAA
This is a messenger RNA of Eutrema salsugineum, 2142 nucleotides long. RefSeq lists its product as uncharacterized. NCBI's taxonomy places the organism in Eukaryota, Viridiplantae, Streptophyta, Magnoliopsida, Brassicales, Brassicaceae. Gene Ontology annotation, molecular function: RNA-DNA hybrid ribonuclease activity; nucleic acid binding. The coding region runs from base 1 to 2142 and encodes 713 amino acids. The transcript is spliced from 2 exons. Gene Ontology annotation, biological process: DNA integration. The record is from RefSeq and is a predicted model, not a curated record.